UCAAAGGUUCUACAGGUGACGUGGGUUAAUAUUUACUGGGUUUUACUCAGCUGAUUGAGAAAGAGUCUAUAAAAUGUCAAACCACUGCCAAAGUAGUUUCUGGCACAGAGAAACCUGGUGGUCAUAACAUGAGAGGCGUUCUGCAUUGCUGCGUGCCCGUCGCCCUGCUGCUGUGUGUGGCAUGGGCCGCCCCGCACGAGGGCCACGACCACGACCACGACCACGACCACAGCCACAUGCACCACGGCAAGGACGAGGCGCACCCGCACCACGGCGACGCACACGCGCUGUGCCACAAGCUGAGCCCGCACAACGCCGACUUCGCCUUCGCCCUCUACAAGAAGCUGAACGCGCUGCCCGACGCCGGCUCCAAGAACGUCUUCUUCUCGCCCGUGGGCAUCUCCCUGGCCCUGUCCAUGCUGGCUCUGGGUGCCAAGGGCGAGACGCACUCGCAGCUCUACUCCACGCUUGGCUACAGCGGUCUGACCCCAGCGGAGGUCAACGAGGGCUACGAGCACAUGCUCCACAUGCUGGGCCACGCGCAGGGGAACAUGCAGCUGGAAGCGGGCGGCGCUCUGGCCAUCAGGGACGGCUUCAAGGUCCUGGACAAGUUCCUAGAAGACGCCAAGCACUACUUUGAGAGCGAGACGUUCAGCGUGGAUUUCUCCAAGCCCGACGUGGCAGCGGCAGAGAUCAACAAGUUCAUCGCCAAGAAGACCAACAACAAAAUCAAUGACAUGGUGUCUAGUUUGGACCCAGAUACCCUCAUUAUGCUCAUCAGCUAUGUCCAUUUCAGAGGCAAAUGGCAGAAGCACUUUGAUGCGAAGGUCACCCGCAAGGCAGACUUCCACGUGGACGACAAGACGAAAGUGACGGUGGACAUGAUGCAGCGGACUGGCCGCUACGACUUCUACGAGGACUCGGACAACUUCACCACGGUGCUCAUGCUGCCCUACAAGGGCAAUGCCUCCAUGAUGAUCGUGCUGCCCGAUGAAGGGAAGAUGAAGGAGGUGGAGGCCAUGAUCUCCAAAGAACACCUCACCAACUGGCAUAACAACCUCUUCAGGAGCUCUGUUGAUGUCUUCCUGCCAAAAUUCUCCAUCUCCGCUGACUACCCGCUCAAAGACAUUCUGUCAGAGAUGGGAAUGGUCGACGCGUUCACAGACGCAGCAGACUUCUCCGCCAUGGCAGAGGAGAAGGUCAAGGUGUCAAAGGUGGCUCACAAAGCUGUCCUGAGUGUUGACGAGAAGGGCACUGAGGCGGCUGCAGUCACCACCAUUGAGAUCAUGCCCAUGUCGCUCCCCAACAUCAUCAACCUCAACAGGCCUUUCCUCGUCUUCAUCUUAGAGGACAGCACCAAGAGCAUCCUCUUCAUGGGCAAGGUCACCAACCCAGCAGCCUAGACUGAGCUGUGUCAAAAGAGAAGUCUUUAAAAGAGAGAGCCUCACUCUCUGUGUGUGUGUGCGUGUGCGUGUGCGUGCGAGUGUGUGAGCGUGUGUCUAUUUCUGUGUUUCUUAAACAUGGUGUUAUUGUUCAUAUAGCUAUUGAUAUACAGUAUUAUAUCUUCUUGGUGACACUGUAAUCUUGACCGAUGUCUUGGGACCAAAUAAAGAAUAACAAGUGUUUACAAUA
This is a messenger RNA of Sardina pilchardus (European sardine), 1632 nucleotides long. RefSeq names its product alpha-1-antitrypsin homolog. Gene Ontology annotation, molecular function: serine-type endopeptidase inhibitor activity. Gene Ontology annotation, biological process: negative regulation of endopeptidase activity. Bases 129 to 1403 code for a protein of 424 amino acids. The record is from RefSeq and is a predicted model, not a curated record. The transcript has 5 exons. Lineage: Eukaryota; Metazoa; Chordata; Actinopteri; Clupeiformes; Clupeidae.